UUAGUUUUUGUUCAAAUUACACAAUUAGUGUGAUUCAAUGGAUCAAAAUAAAGUGUUACAAAAAAUAAGUAAUGUUACACAUACAUUUCAGCUAACUCUCGUACUACUACUAUAGGCUAUGUAUCUGAGUUAGUAGAGUAUGUUGGUGAAAUGUUACUUAUAGUCAACAGAAUGAGUUAAAAGUAAAAAAAAAAAAAAGUUUUCUAUUUUUCAUAAUUCUACCCUAAAGAUAUAACCUGAAAGAAGAUGAGAAGUAGCAUACUGAACAUUUAACUUUAGCUCAUUCAUGAACAUGCUUCUCUUUUGAAACAGAAUCAGUAUGGGGUGGAGGGAUUAUAUGGCAAACAAUUAGUAGUACUAGUCAUACAGUAUGGUUAUGAAAACAGUGUUAUCCAAAAAUUGACAAUUUAACAAAUUUCAAUAGCAGGAUUUGUGUGGACAACCAUUUUUCUUCUCAAUCAGGUUCAUCUCAAAUUUAAAUACAUCACACCUGCAAACUCUACACAAGCCAAACUACCAAUAAACUAAAAAUGAUAGCAUUUUAGAAUUCACGUUUUGACAGAAAGUGUUAAAAGGCACAUAUUGGCAUACUAAAUGAUUUUGCAUGUUACAUAUAAUUGGUCUAAACAAAAAACGUCUUUAUUAUAGAACAUAUGGAGGUAUUGCCUAUUUUAUCUGAAUUACAAGUUUUAGCAAAAGUUGAAGAGUUUGAUGGCAUGAUAUAUAUUUAAAUUGAAUUUCAGUUGAUUUUUUAACACUUUAUUUUCAUGGUCCCUUUUGAACAUUCUGUUGACAAUAAGUAAUAUUGCUACUACAUGUCAACAAACUCUCAUUAGCUAAUUAGUAGACUGUCUGCUUCAUAAUUGCAAACUUUUUUGUUGUGAUGGUCUUCCAACAGACAUUCUACUGACUUUUCAAGUACACGUCAACUUAAUAAAACCCUAACCCUACCAGUCUACCAAUAUACUGCUUACACCCUAAUGAUUUAGUAGCAGUUUUAUGUAUAGCCAACAGAAUGUGUUAAAGUGAAACCAAUAUUUCUUGUGUUCUGUGUCAGUGUUCAUUUGUUUCUAUUGUUUUUGUCUUGUCUCUAAUUAUCUGGUAUAUAUUUAACCCUGUGUUUCAUUCAUUGUUGUCUUAGAGUAUGCACAUUUGCUAUUACAUUUGCAACUAACUUUGCCUUACGUUUCCUGACAUAGUUGAUGAUCAAUUAUUAGGAUACAAUGAGGCUAAAGGCACACUUUCAAAAAAAGAAUGUGCUUUUUAUUAUGCCCAUAAUGUAUGAUGGCAGAAUGCAUGUCUGUGUGUACUGGUAUAUAUGGUUUAUAUACCAGUUUCUAUAAAUUUUCCUUGGGGGUAAAAAAAAAAAACGGAGGAUUUUCAAGAUGUCUACCACAAAAGAAAAUAUGGUGCUGGUCGCAUGGUAUAUUUGGUUGCAAACUCUUUUUUUUAGUUGUAAAGGGGUGCAUUUUUUCAACAUGUUCCAUAUGUCUACACUUAACCUCACCCAUGAGUAAUGCCUAAAAUCACAGGAUGUUAUAGAUGAAUGACACUGAUGUACAAGCACCAAUUUUGUUGCAAUUGAACAGGAUUCUAUGAAAUUGUGCUGGCCAAAAGACAUAUAGGCUCUGCUUUUGCGCAAAUAGAUCAGUCCCUUGACUAUGAUAUAGUGAAAUCUGCUGUUCUGAGAGCAUUUGAGUUAAUGAUGGAGGCAUACCAUCAAAAAAUUAAGAACACAUUUGAAGACAACCAAACUAACAUAUUGAGUUCACAAGAGACAAGAAAACACUUUUUUUGAGAGGUAUUUUCUCCAAUGCAAUCAUGACUCUUGCUCAGCUUCAAAAGCUGGUCAUACUAGAGAACUUUAAAAAAUGUAUUCCGGAAAAUGUAGGUGUCCAUUUGAAUGAGCAGAGAGUUACAAAUCUUUAUGAUGCUGCUGUCGUAGCCGAUGGGUUUGUCUUGACUCACCAUAGUGUGCUUUCCCUGAGCAAUUAUUAGCUAAAGACUCUCCUCCAGUGACCGUUCUUGAAUACGUCAGCACUGCUCGUGAAAGAUUGCAUAAAGCCUGUGAAGUUGCUCAAAAACACUUGACUGUAGCUCAGUCAAGAAUGAAGACCCACUACGAUAAGAAAAGUGUAAAUCAUAGUUUUCGGCCUGGGUAAUAAAGAGUUCUGUUGUAAUUUCUCCAUUAUUAUGUCUCCACUUACUGACCUUCUUAGUACUACUAAGAGUUUUAAGUGGAGCACAGAUUGUGAUAAUGCCUUUCAGGCUGCCAAAGAUCUCCUUUGCCAUGUCCCAGUGUUGUCUGCCUCUAAUUUUGAUUUGCCUUUUAAACCCCCUGUGCUACCAAUGCUGGAGCAGUCCUGCUGCAUUAUAAUUCUCCAGGUAUUGACCACCCCAUUUGCUACUUCUCAAAGAAGUUCUCAAAAUGUCAACAACGCUACAGCACAAUUGAGAAGAAAGCCCUCGCUUUGCUGUUAGCUCUUCAACAUUUCAAGGUUUUUUAUCUAGGAAGCAGAGUCAUGCCUAUUGAUGUGUAUACUGACCAUAACCCACAGAUUUUUCUUUCCUGCAUCCUAUCAGCGUUUCAUGUGCUGGGCUUUGUUUGUCCAGAAGUAUAACCUAAAUUGACCCAUUAGUGGUAAAAACAAUUGUGGUGAGUAGGACUAGGACUGCAGAUAUUGAGACACAAGUGGGUGCCCUGCUAUUGGAGUUUUUUGAGUAAUUUUUGCAAUACUUGGGUUGUAAAAUUUAAUGGUGGGGCUGAACAAGGCUGAACAGACUGAGCAGUGGUACUCCAGAGCUGACCAGACUAGGACUCACAAAUGGCUUUCAUAGCUGUGACAGGGCAGGACAGUGACUGAUGAGUGGCUUCCACUGAUACAUCUUGAGAUUCUGCAGUGGUUGCCAUCACCACUGUAGGGUCCACAGUGGUGUCAUCAGAACAAAGAGAGAGUUCAGUAACAUGACAGGCUAAACAUGCAUUGCUGGGCACCACCCCUACAUAUGCUAAAUUGCUACAGAGGAGAAUUGCUACAGAGAGGAGAAGUAGUUCAGGAACAGUAAGGGUUAAGACUACUGGCUUAGGGAUGCAAGCUGUGCAUGCUGAUACCAGAGGUGUAUCCUUCUGAAUAUCAAACUGGGAUAUCGGAAAACUGGCCUCGACAAUUUGAGUGAAACAGACAGGGAGUGACAGGUCCUUAGAUGAGCCCCAAUGAGACUCUGAACGAUCUGUUAUUUAAUAUAAAAGCUUUAAUAUAAAUCAUGGUCAAAAGUACAGGGUCAGAUAACUGCAAAAAGUUAUGGAAAGGGCAAAACACAAGGAUAGUCCUAGGGCAAGUAUGGGUCUACAAACGGAAAAUAAAAUCCAGAGGGUGAGACAAGAAGGGUAGUCAGAAGAUGAACAAAAGUCCAGGCACAAUACAAAGUAAAUCCAACAUAGAGAGAAAAAGGGGGAGAAGCUAAGUAAUACUUAACAGCUAGAUCAGUGACUAAAUAGUGUUUAAAUAGAAAGGAUGAUGAGGAACCCCCUUGUUAUCAAUUACCACAGAAACUAAACAGGUGAGCAGAGAAAACAUGGGAACACAGAAACAAUGCAUAUAGACAUUCAUAUAGAUUGCAAUCACAACAUGGCAUGAAGCUGUUCUUCUCUGAUUACUGAAUACCCAGAUCUUCUGGAGGCUCUGACUCUGACAUCAAAAGCUGUUUGGAUUUCACUUUAUUUUGAUGGUUCCUUUUGAACAUUUGUACCUAUAUGUCAACUAACUUUCAUUAGAAUGUUAGUAGAGUAUUAGUAGACUGGUAGGGUUAGGUUUACAAUAAGUUGACACGUUCUUGAAAAGCUACCUAUAGUCAGCAGAAUGUCUGUUGGUAGAUCAUCACAAUAAAGAAUUGUAAGAUAAUAUUUAAAAAGUCUACUUAUAUUAUUACUUAUAAAUGAAAGUUUGUUGACAUGUAGGUGCAAAGUUACUUACUGUCAACAGAAUGUUCCUAAGGAACCAUAAAAAGUGUUAUCAUUGUUUCCGUGGGAGUAAUUUAGAUGUUUAUAUAGAUGGUUAUUUAUUUUUUGUUAUUGACUUCAUAUCAGAUAUUUUGGCAGCUACUUUUCAUUUGGCAUGAUGAUAUUGUUUCCAUGAUAUUUCCGUUUCCAGUUCUUUCUCUCUUAUAAUAGAGAAUGAGUGUAAUUUUUCCUUAGGGCAUCUAUUGUACACUAUUUGAUGUGAUACUGUAGCUGAUGACUGCAUGGUUACAAAUUUAUCUCUGAUAUGGAUAUUAGAAGUAAAGUAGUUCAUAGUUCAAGUCAUUACUGCUGUACUCUUGGAGAAUAUCAGCACCUGUUGACGGUUUAUUUUUUUGUUAGUUUAGUCACUGUAUUGAAUAAAUACCAAGGGUUAUUUUUGUUUUCUUCUAAAAAAGUGUUCUUUCCCACCAGACUAUACAAAAUACUUCUAGUUUUGUUUUUCUCCAGCUGUGGAAUUGAAAUUACUUACAAAGCAUUAUUUUGUGGUGGAAGUGACGCUUCUACCAUACUUGUAAUAAGGUGCAGAGUUUACAGGUUUAGCUAUACAGAGUUCACACAAGACUAGAUAGUGAUCUGAAAUAUCAUCACUUUGCUGCAGAAUUUCAACAAUAUUAAUAUCAAUUCCAUGUGACAGUAUUAGAUCUAAAGGAUGAUUUGAACAAUGAGUAGGUCCAGACACGUGUUGUCUACCUCAAUAGAGUUCAGAAUGCCUAAGAAAGCUAAUCCUAAUGCAUCUUUCUCAUUAUCAACAUGAAUAUUAAAAUCGCCAACAAUUAAGACUUUAUCUGCGGCCAGUACUAACUCAGUUAGAAAAUCAGCACAUGAUUCUGUAGAUAAUGUUAUAUGCAACAGAAGAGUUAUACUUAAAGCCUGCCCUCUGAGAAGUACUGAGAAUAUUGUUAUAAAUUGUAGCAACACCUCCCCCUUUACCUUUUAAACGUGGCUCAUUUUUAUAGCAGUAAUUUUGGAGGGUAGACUCAUUUAAAGUAACAUAAUCAACUGGUUUUAUCCAGGUUUUUGUUAAAGCAAAUCUAGAUUCUGAUCAUUGAUUAAAUCAUUUAUAUAAAGUGCUUUCACAAUAAUUUGCUUCUCUGUAUUAUAAACAGUCACCCAGCUGCCUGCUGCAAGGACUCUAAUGCCGGAACUGAAUAAUGUACAUGAAUUACUGAACUAUCACAGAGCAAACGAGCGCAAGGAGAAAUGAAACAGAAGACCAGAAAAGGAAAACAAUAGGCAUGUAAUAUAAACGCGAGGGAUUAGCUAUCGGCUAACGAAUACUUAACACACUGCAGCCACGUUACACGGUUUUAGGUUAAAAUCCAACGAUAAACAGUAAAUUAUUUCAGAUUAGUUUAAUAGAUAGUAUUAGAAAUAUGAAGUUAAUUAAGUUAUAUUUGAUUGCUUUAAACAACAGGGAGAAAAUAAACAGAAGAGCAAAAGCUACACGGUGCUACAAACACACAGCCUCUCAUAAACAAAAAACACAAAAAGACAAAAUAAAAAUUUAAAGGUAAAUACGUCCAAAUGCUCUGCCAGAGUGGACACUACUCACUAUGGGAAAGAACUGUAUGAAAUAGCUAUGCUCAUCACUAUUCCACAAUGCAAAGCAAUAAAGCUGGACAUUUUUUCACUUUUGUCAUCUCAUCAAAGGGCUUGAAAAAACUAUUUUCUUCUUCUUCUUUUUUAUGGUCCAAAAUUGAUCUAAAAUCCUGAAAAUGUUUUACAGUGUAAUGAUGUGUUUGAAAAUGAGAGUAUAUAUCAAUAUCUAUCUACAUGCUUAUCACGUAUGUAAAUGCAUAUGCUCAGAGCUGAGAGUGUGUGUUUGAGAGCGAUAGCAUGAGUGGGAGUGUGUGUAAUUACCCGUCUGUUACUGCAUGUGUGUGUGUUUAUCCCUUUCACAGUGAGUAAGGCGAGUGGGCGACAGCAGCAACUGGUCUGCCUGUGUGUUGUUGCACAGCAGACAUGCCUCACACUGCACGAUAUUACUCAUUUCCUCAGCCUUGUGUACAUGCACACACACGCACAAACUCUCACACGUUUUCACAGUCAGCCUCACAGCCUUUCGACAUGGUGUGACACCACAUUUUGCCCGUAGAUUUGCACACACCAAUGCCUUACUGGUGUGUCUGUCUGUCUGUGUUUGUGCGUGCAUGUGUGUGUCUGUGUGUGUGUGUGUGUGUGUGUGUAGAAGAGCUGCAGGUGUGAUGGACUGCUGGAGUAAGUGGCAUCACAUGGAUAUCUGCUCAGCACACCCCAUCAAGGUCAGUUGCAUCAGGUACUCCAGUGACAUUCAGAAAUAAGUUAUAUCUGUGAAUCAAGUAUACUGGUUAGGGCUACUGCAAGAGGUGAGCGGGAGUUCUGAACGUGGCCGUGUGGUGUGUGCGUGAUGCUGAUCAGCAGAAGAACAUGUCUUUCUCCUAGCCCGUUGUUCUUCCCAGCCCAUGUAACCUAGAGUGGCCCAGAAGGCCCGGGGGAUUGUCCCAUGAAUCCAAGCCCAGACCGCAGCAAGGAGUGUCUCCCCCCCAAAAAGCGGGACUCCCGACAGGGCUCAUCAGAUCAGCCGGCCCCAGAGGAUGACUUCAAACCCCCUGCCCCUUUUCGAAGCCGAAGGCAGCACCACUCCACGGAGGGACACCGAGAGAGUGGGGAUCUUCUACCACCGCCUCCGCCCACGCUGCCAGCCCUUCCUCUGUCGUUGCCUUGGCAGGUGUCCUAUACUCCCUCUGUGCAUCCCUCAUACCUUCCGGUCCAGGUGGGACAGAGGCGGGGGUCAGCUUCGGCGUCCUGGAGAGAGGCGUUGUGUGGACGGGGUGUGGACGGAGGACUGGAGCACACUGCUGCCCAUCACUCUCGUUGGCUGAGCAGCGACAUCCCCCCGAUUAGCAUGCAACCGCUCAUCUCCGUGCCCAUGUUCAAAAGUGUCUACGCAGGCGAAUCCAGAGAAAUGUGGUCCUAUGGCCCCGGUCGGCGAGACUAUAGCUCGUCUCUCUUCUCACCUCACCUCUUUCCACAGCCUCCGGUUUAUCCCCAUGACACUCUCUCAGAAAGUAGACUCAGGUACCAAGGCAGACGGCCCAAUGGUGUCGAAGGCACAGAACUUGUGUCUGGGCCUAGCAGAAGGAUGCCCUCUUGCGAUGAACGUGGGAAUGACAAUGAUGGUCUGCAUGCCAAUGGCAGGAGAAGACAGGACAACACAGCAAGACAGACCACCGGAAGAGGCCUUCUGCCACAAGAGAGCACAAGUGCACAUUCCUCACCGUGGGACAGGGACCCUCGGGGAACACCCAAAACGCCAAUACCCCCCUCGCCAGAUGCAACAGGAAGAGCCGUCACUUCUCAGGACCAUUUCGGUAGUAGUGCCUCUCAGGGUGGGGCUCAGAUCUUCUAUGCUGUGGGGUCCCUUUGCCAAUCUGCCCACCAUAACUCUCAAAAGUACCCACAGCUUAGUGCUUCUGUGUCCUGCUCCCGGAGGAAGUCCCAGCACUUCCUGCACAGCCAACCCAACAGCCAUGGGGUGGAGACAGAAUGGGAUCCUUCAGCAGGGUCCUAUCAUGCUCCUGUGGCUAUGCUCACCGGCCCUGACCCACCCCCUUCUGCAGUCCUACCUCAUUUUGCCAAAGGUUCUCUGAUCGAGCUGGCCGGCGGCCAUCUGAAGAGGGUGGAGGAACUAAAGACAGAGGAUUUUGUGCGCAGUGCUGACACCUUGCCUGAGUUUCACCUGAGCACCUGCACUAUUCUUUUAAUCUCACCCGGACCCACAUAUGGCUUCAACCACUUGCAGGUCUUGCUCACAGACCGCAACACUCAGGAGCUGCUCACAGUCUUGGCAGAGUAUCCGUUCUUCGUACGGGACCGCGGCUGGUCUUCUUGCAGUCCCCAGCGGAGCGCACAGCUGUAUGGCCUGCAGUGCCGUCAGCUCAGCACCGGCGAUGUGUGUCUGGCACUGACUCCCACACCUGCUUCACCUCACCUCAGUCACAGGCGCUCGGAGGACGCAGUGGUGGUAGAGAGGAUGCCCCCUGACCCCGCACCUCCGUCUCCGUCAGAGGGACAGCCUUCUCCUUCUGGUUUACUAAGCCAGCCGCCCCGUGCCCGAAAGAGACGCUGGUCGGCCCCUGAGCUCCAGCCAGGAAUUAAGACUAGCACCCAUUUACCUCAAGGCUCUAAACACGAGAGACAGCAGUAAGGUUUCGAACGGACACCACAGGAAGGUCUAGAGUCUAAUUAUUGGUAACCUCACAGAUACCGUGGAAUAGCUAGUAAAUUGUUCCCCUUCUUUCCUCCACUGUUCAAUGUGAUUUCAGAAUGUAGAACAACACAUGCUAGCCAGUUCCAAAAUGCACAGUGAGACAAUCAAAAAUCACUUCUUUGUGAUGCCACGCACCUUUUAGUUAUGCUAAUCUCAAGCCUUUUUCUGCAGGGUAUGUCUUUUUAAUCCGUAUUAUAACAAGCCAAUACUACUGGAAGAAAAAAGACAAAGUACACACAUAUAUACCAUAUUACGAGUGUUCUGUGAAUAUGCUACAGAAAUAGUCUACUGUUAAAUCUGUAAUGAAGUCUUGUUUCACGCUUAUGAACUGUGCAUGUACCUUCAGUCUAGCAGGCAAGCUGAAUGUAUUAAGCAGCCUUCAGCCAGGCUUUCAGUGUGGGGUCAAUAUGCUAGUUCACGUUAGCAUUACGCUCCAGCCUGUUCUUAUCGAGGGAAGAGACACUAAUGUGGGAAUGAAAAGCACACGCGACCCUGGGCCUGGUGUUUUUGAAGAGUGAUGGUGCUAAUGACACAUCAGAAAAGUCCUCUGGUGAUUGUGGGUUUCCCUUUGACAUUUCAUUGUGAAAAAGGACAGAAAUCUAGUGUUUUGAAAUCAGAUACGGGUAUAUCUACUCAUGAUUAAGCACACUCUAUCACUUUAUUUUUCUCUCUUUUUUGUGGUUUCUCAAAUAAUGUUUGCUGUUAGUUUUUUGUUCCUUUGUAAAUGUUCUAAUUGCUCUAAAAAUGUAUAUUUUUAAAGUUGUGAGACUGUAAAACAAUGUUCGCUAGAAAAAUAAAAGAACAGCUUUUUAGAUUUA
Molecule: messenger RNA, 9088 nt
Organism: Puntigrus tetrazona (Sumatra barb)
Lineage: Eukaryota; Metazoa; Chordata; Actinopteri; Cypriniformes; Cyprinidae
Product: ataxin-1
Exons: 4
Coding region: 6504-8207 (567 amino acids)
Biological process (GO): negative regulation of transcription by RNA polymerase II; nervous system development
Cellular component (GO): nucleus
Molecular function (GO): protein binding; RNA binding
Source: RefSeq, a predicted model, not a curated record